This is a messenger RNA of Tyto alba (common barn owl), 7399 nucleotides long. It is a transcript of the gene SHC3, whose product is annotated as SHC adaptor protein 3. The transcript is spliced from 12 exons. Gene Ontology annotation, cellular component: plasma membrane. Lineage: Eukaryota; Metazoa; Chordata; Aves; Strigiformes; Tytonidae. The record is from RefSeq and is a predicted model, not a curated record. Bases 293 to 2191 code for a protein of 632 amino acids. Gene Ontology annotation, molecular function: receptor tyrosine kinase binding. Gene Ontology annotation, biological process: cell surface receptor protein tyrosine kinase signaling pathway; intracellular signal transduction.
GGUCCUUCUCAUUUGUGUGAGUCAUGCUUUUGCUGUGAGCGAGUUGGCAGCUCUAAGCAGGACUGGGAUCUCUGUCACAGAAAACUGUUACUUCACCCAACCUUAACGGGGAACCAUAAGAAAUUUCUUAAAAAUACAGAUUUUUUUGUUCUUCCUUGUACUAUUUUCUUUUUUACCCCAAAAUCUUGUUAUCCAUCCGUGUUGUUAUGAAUCGCCUGCUAUGUUAGCACAGGCACCUCCUGCGUUGGCAUCAGAUUUGCCAGAACAUAUGCAGGAAACCAGAUAGAAGGGCAUGCUUCAACGUACCAAGUAUAACCGCUUCAGGAAUGAUUCAGUGACAUCAGUUGAUGAUCUUAUUCACAAUUUGUCCAUGAACAGCAAGGUCUCAGCAGUUGCUACGACUUCAACAGCACCUUCGUACCUGGUCUCGCCAGGGGUUCUCCGCAAGGACCAGGAAGAUGGACCCACCACCCUGUGUACCCUUAUCCAUAAAGUGUCCCACUUGAAACUCUCUAACACAGGCAGCCUUUUGGGUAUCAAAAACCUCUCCUCUGCAGUAAAGGAGCUUGCUGUCUCCAAGUUGCAGGGAAGCUCGAGUGCUUCUAGCUCAGCAGCAGGGGCUUCAGACAACACACGUAACCUUGUCUCUGCCACUUCGUGUUCUCAGCAGGACGUGAGCAAGAUGAGCAUGGGGAAAAAAACACGGUCAGAGGAAAUGCACCCGGGAGGUGAAGACUGGAAUCGAAGUAGCAGCUUUGUCAAUAAACCCUCUCGAGGAUGGCUGCACUCGAGUGAGAAGAUCCUGGGACCUGGUGUGACGUACAUUGUGAAGUACUUGGGGUGCAUAGAAGUCUUGCGCUCAAUGAGAUCUCUUGACUUCAGUACUAGAACACAGAUUGCAAGGGAAGCAAUCAGUCGUGUUUGUGAAGCCAUGCCUGGUACCAAAGGAGCCUUCAAGAAACGAAAGCCACCAAGCAAAGUUCUUUCUAGCAUCCUGGGAAAGAGCAAUCUUCAGUUUGCCGGAAUGAGCAUAAUGCUGAAUAUCUCUACUACCAGCUUAAACCUAAUGACUCCUGAUACAAAACAGAUCAUAGCAAAUCAUCAUAUGCAAUCUAUUUCCUUUGCAUCUGGAGGUGAUCCGGAUACAACUGACUAUGUUGCAUAUGUAGCUAAGGAUCCUGUUAAUCGGAGAGCUUGUCAUAUACUGGAAUGCUGUGAUGGCCUGGCCCAGGAUGUCAUCAGCACCAUAGGGCAAGCAUUUGAGCUUCGGUUUAAGCAAUACUUGCGAUGCCCUUCUAAGAUACCUACUUUUCAUGAUAGAAUGCAGAGUUUUGAUGAGCCCUGGAUGGAGGAAGAUAACGAGACGACAGAACAUCCCUAUUAUAACAACAUCCCAAAUAAAAUGCCCCCCCCUGGCGGCUUCAUUGAUGCCAGGCUCAAAGCAAGACUUCCCACUGCUGCAGAUACAGCUCAGUCUGCAGCAGGAGUGGGAGGAGAGCAAACCUAUUACCAGAGUCGUCACUUAGGAGACAAAUUCAAUGAAGACUGGCAUCAUGGGCCUGUUAAGCAAGGAUCUCUGGAUAUUUGUAGUAUGCCAGAAGGGAAUUCAAAAGUAAGCCCAACAGCAGAGAUGCCAACAUACGUAAACACACAGCAUAUAAAUAUAGAAGCUCUACUGGCACUCCAGGCAGAUGCUGAAAGUACCUUCAGUGGAACAGCAGAUGAUACCAAAGAGAGCAGCCCAGGAAAGGAUCUGUUUGACAUGAAACCAUUUGAAGACGCCCUCAAGAACCAAACAUCUGAGGCUGCACUGAGGAAAUCUACCUCCACGGGAUGCACCAGUCCUCUUUUAUCGAGAGCAGCUGACUGGACUGUAGCUGAAGAGCUGAGUACAGAGCCGUGGUAUCAAGGAGAGAUGAGCAGGAAAGAAGCAGAGCAGCUGUUAAAGAAAUGUGGAGACUUCCUUGUGAGGAAGAGUACCACGAAUCCCGGCUCCUAUGUGCUGACAGGCAUGCACAAUGGACAAGCCAAGCAUCUUCUUUUGGUAGACCCAGAGGGAACCGUUCGUACAAAAGAUCGUGUCUUUGACAGCAUAAGUCAUCUCAUCAAUCAUCAUCUUGAGAAUAAUUUGCCAAUAGUUUCUUCUGGGAGUGAACUCUGCCUGCAGCAGCCUGCUGAGAGGAAACACUGACUCCAGAUAACUAUUUCAGUUUUUGUAAUUUGCAAGCUAUAACUGGUAGAAAUUGCAGAUCUGAAAAAACAUGCACAUUAAAAAGAAAUGCAUAUUCACAUAUAUUUCACCAGUAUGUUUUCUGUAGGUUUAAGAAGCCCCAUUUCACAUGGUACUUGAAAAUUCUCAAUGCUUUAUGUAGAUGUGAAGUCACAGCAAAAGGCUUUCUUAAAAAGUAAUUUCAAUAAAAUUGUUCGGAUUCUCUAAUGUGAAUACUGAUAGUGUAUAUAUGCACAUUAUAUAGAUAAAUACAAUAUAUAUUUAUAUUUUUCAAGUCUGUCUGUGGAUGGUAUAGAACUAUCUUCUGUGCCAUGUGUUUUUACCAGAAGAAAAAUUCCAGUUGUGAUUGUUCAGAUCAAAAUAGAAUUUAGCAGUCUCAAUUUCAUGAGAAGAUGAAUAUUGAGAAUCUUAUUUCUGAUUUUACCUAAGAAGCACAACUAUGGGGAUUACAGGUGGAUUAUGCUGCUUAACCGUGAAAGGAAUCUGAACUCAGCAACUAGUAUUCCAACUCAGAAAUUUAGCAUAAAAUGAUUUUUAAAGGCGUUAUUCAGUGUCACUGAUAUCAAAAGCAUUUUAUCUUUCUGAUGUCAAGUUUGAAUUCUUAUAUGAUGCUACUCAAAACAUUUGUAUUUUGCUUUAACAAUUAUUUGGUGUGAUCUCUCUGUGUACAAGAUGUGUGCAUUUGAUUUUUCUAAUGAUAAUGUAACAAUAGUCUGUAACUUUAAUUUAUUAAUUUGAGUGCUAAGGUUAUUUAUAAGUAGUUCUCUGCUUAUGGUGAAGAUCUAGGUGUCCUUGACUACCAGUCUCCAGUGAGAUGUUACAUACAGAUUAGGCAAGUUCAAGUAACUUGUGUCUAAUAGGUUUGAUGCAAGAUGUACAUGGUUGUUCAAAGACAUAUCUGAAAAAGCUUUUCUUCAUAUAAACAGUGAAAACUAUCAUGACUCAGUGGUCAGUUUUGCAAAUGAUGCCAUUUGCGUUUACUUACCAAAGCAUAACUUCACUUUGGCCUUCAGCAAGUGAUAGGUAUUGCAAAUAUACUGCUUUUCUCUACAUACCAAGUUGAAAAAUACACAUACACUACAGAUGUGUUUCUGGCAGAAAUGCCCUUGAGUUUUGGUGCUGGGAAAUCUUUUAAGGAAGGUUUUUACUAUUCAAAUGCAAGCACGAUAUGAAGUGAUUUUCCUAUUUUAUGAAGUUUAUCAAGAGCCAAAUUCAAUAGACACAGUUCCUGUAAAGGCAAAGUUUGUGCCAGAGCCAGGAUUUAGCCUUCAGCAUUCCAAGGUCUUCUCUAGCACCAGUAUCUCAAAUAAAACUUUCAGACUUGAUUCACAAAGGCCAAGACUCAGCAGGAUAAGUCCAGGUUAAGCACCUGCCUACCCUGAAGCAGUCAAUACUUAAAUCUACUUAAAAUUAGAUUUGGUUUUAAGAUUUUGCUAAAUUUAAAGACUUGUCAAACUACAAUCAAACUGACCAAAGGAUUCACUUAGAAUACAUUCAGGUAGGAUCAUGAUAUUAAAAUCCUGGAGUGAUUUUAUUGUACCUUCUGCUUUUAAAUAUGGCCAAGUUGCAACUUGGAAAGUUUGCUUUUGGUUGAUCUCAAGAACAAAAAUGAUUGAGGCACCAAAGACUAAUCACAUGAUCCAUUCAAUAAAAAUACACUUGGUUCUGUAAUUAAGGCCUUCAGAAGCCAAACUAAGACAUGAGUUUAAAAAAUGCUUGUAAUUAAUUUUAUUGCAGAUAGCUAUUAGUUGAUAUUUCUAGGUCUGGGUGGGAGCUAAGAGUAAAAGAAAGAAAUUAAAUGGUUCAUUGUAACACAAAUUAGUAUGUUAUGAUGGUUAGUGGAAUUGUUAAAAUUUGGGUUGUCCUUUUACCAGUUUGGAAAUUGCAAGGGAAUGUGAGGAGAUCUCAUACCCCCAAAGCAGUUUCCAUCAAAAUUAUUUUAUUUAUGAGCAUCCAUUUCUCACCACAUUCCAGUUUGAAGUAUCUUGGUUUCAACCUUUUUUGUCACAUAUAACACUUAUCAUUCCAUGCUCCCACUUCCCUAUAGCUACGACCUUGAAAGGUUUUAGUGUGGUAUCACUAAGUAUAAGAGAAGGCCUUUUUUGUACUUUGAAUGUGGUAUAUCACUUCAGUAAGAUCCAGGUGCCUAAAUCCCUUAGGUGCCUUCAAAAAUCCCACCUGCUGCCUAUGUCUGUUUUAGAUUUGUAAAUACCCUGUCAGUGUAUGCCUGGAAAAAUGUGAUAAUAUAUGGGUGUAUGAAUGAAGACACUAAACAUAUGCUGAAAUAGGUGUCUAAAAUUUUUUACCAUUGUCCUAGCUGUAGCUUUAGUAACUUAGCAACCACUUACCUGCCUGUUUUGGAAAUUAAAGCAGGUGGCAAGGAGACACAAAAUGAAGCAGCUUGACAGAAAUAUUAAAUUCCCCAGACUACAUUUCACAUACUCUGCCUCCAGGAAAAUGUGGCUAUUUUAAGCUGCUCUGUCAGCAUAGCCAAUUUGCCCAGCUCAGCAUGCACAUCGAUGAAGCAAAGGUUACACAUAGCUUGAUCAGAUGCAACUUGGUCCUAGGUAGUGGUAGUGCCUUUGGGCUGCGACAGUGCCCUGCUGCCACAAUGGGCCAGCAGAUCCUAUCUGGCCAGGUGUGAUGAUCCAGAGGCUUUUCCAAGUCACUGGGAACCAAACGACCUCAAAGCUGUCCAAGAAGGAAGGGCAUGUGAGCCAAUCAAUGCUCCUUUUGUGGAUCCUGCCAUUUUCUUUGUCACUGCCACUCUUGUAGAUUUGGCUUUCCCCUAUACAAGAAUAAUAUAAAAAUUGUAUAGCCAUUUGGAUAGCAGUUCCAGGCCUGUGGUCAUUAGAGUCAAAAGACCAUUUUACACUGCGCUCAGCAAGAGCUAGUUGAUCCUGCCGGAGAGGCAGAGCUCAUUUCUCUGAGGAGCCAACACUGCCAGCAAUUUUAGAGAAGUUAUGAGAUGGGCUCAAAAGCCGUGCGAUUGGCUGAAAACCAGACAGCUGACAGGAUAACAAUUUGAGGCUUUUAACGUUUGACUUUGGUUCUGAGUUCCCCUCAUUUCUUACCUUCUUUCAUUCAACCCCAAUGGCUAGACACUUGCUGGUGAUAAUUCAGUACCAUGACUUAAAGAACAGGGAUUCUACUGAAAGAACAAAUUUACUAGACUCAACAGAAAUCUGAGAUUAGACAAUAUUAUUGUAUCAUUUGAUAUUUUCCCAGGGGAUAGGUGAGAACUCAGAAUUGAAAUUAAAUAUCCUGCAAGACUGUCUACAUUGAUCCUGAGUCCUAUCUGAUUAUCAGUUUUGAUUUCAGUUGUGUUGCAGCUAUGUGAACUGUGGGCAAUAAAAACACAUUUGACUGCUUUAAACAAAGAACUUUCAAAAGUAAACCAAAUGCUUCUGAUUCAUUUUAUUGCAGACCCAGAGUAAUUAUUAGGAUAAUAAAAUUUUCCAGUGAGGCUGGCAGUGAUAGACUGGACAUUGAGGCACAGGCAUGAUCCCAAACAUUCAGUUAUUUAAGAUGCUUCAGAAGCUAUGAAACCUCAAAGGUAGAAAAUGUGAUUUGAAGACUGGAUUACCUUCUGACUUCAGCAGGCGUUUGCCCAGAGUGAGGACUCCCAGGUUUCUCUCCCUAAUGCAAGAAGAGGACAUUCAAGUUGGCCAUGCCUGGGUGGAGACUAUAGAAGGAGAAGCAAUUUCCAAGGCUUCCUGCUUGCCUCCCUGCCCACGACUUUGCACACACAGUGAGGAUACAAGGUUAUACAGAAGAGUCCCCACACUUCACAUUUUACUGGGUUCCCAAUGGGAGGUAACACUGGUUCUGCCAGAAACCCCUCUGCCAGAUGUGUUCAGUAAAAGCUUGGGCAAGGGACAUAGUCCUGGGACCAGGAUUUGAGUGCAAAAUGUGCACUGUCACCUGAAGAAUAUGUUUACUAACAGUCUGGUAAAUGUCACCUGCAGGCACUAGAUUUUCUAUAUCCUAGGUUCAUUCUUUUUCUCCUCUGCGAAAAAAUAUGUUCACAUUUCUUAUCAUCAUGGUCCCCAGGCAUGAUGCUGUGCAGUAAGAUGAGGAGAAUUUAAAAAAAUGUAUACCACAGUGUGACUGCUGCUGGCACAUCAAGUACCAGAUGCCAGCUACAAUGUAUUCAUAAUAGAAUUGAUGCAUAUUUAGAUAUUUUUAAGUAGCAAGUGCUCCAUUUGAAAACUAGCAGAGUUUUGCAGCCUCCAGGAAAUCUGCAGCUCUAAAGAGGAAAUUUGGAACUUGUGCAUGUUCUGACAAAAGGUUACAAAUUCUGCUUUCAAGCUUUUGUUCUUAGCAUCCACUGUCUAUCUGAAGUAAGUGGUAGAACUGAGAAUUUAUAUUAAGUAAACCGCAUUUGCAUAAACAAAGUCUAAGCUGAAAUAACAUGCACACUUCCCUUUUUAUCUUCCAGACAUUUUCAAAAUAUGUCUGUGUAAAAUCCAAAUGCAGAUUUACCUUAGCGUAUUGUCAAAAAUAUGGUGAUUUGAGUGGUCUUUUUGCCCACACCUAGGGUUGCACUCCACAAAUCUAUGCUUGCUCAAAGCUGUCAGGGGAUGGGCAAAUUCCCACUAAAGGCUCUGUGCUCCACUGUACCUACUCUAGCCACUCGCACACAGUGUCUGUGGACCAUCCUCACAUCUGCAUUGGAUGCAGCUGGAAUGAGGGCAGGCCUGUGGAAAAGAUAACAUGGACAUACAAUUUGCCUGCAGUUAACCAGAGGCUUGGAUAGGGAGUGAAAAGCUGUCUUGGGAGAGAAAAACUCAGGGGUAGGAAAUGUGAAGCUUGAAAACGCGAGCCAACAGGCAUAUAAACCACUAAUGAAAACAGAGAGCUGUUGCCAAAUUAUAAACAUGCUAAUUGGUUGAUAGGGUUAAAGCAGAACCUCUGGGAAGAUGAACUGCAAAAUACUUAGGCAAUGCCUACUGCUCAUCUCUUUUUGAGACAUUUAUGUUCAUAAGCCUUGAUUUGUUCCUCUGCAUACUCCAACAUAAGGAUCUUGUAUGGCUUCCACUGAGAAAAAGCAGUUUUUUUUGUCUCAGUAAGGGGGAAAAGAUUUCAGAGCUACACAUUUCUAGCAAAAGCACCAUAUAAAGAGCGUUUAAAGUUUGUUUGACAACAGGACAGGCCAUGGAAACCAAA